AUGACAGUGGACAUUAAGGAAAGCACAUUAUACGUUGAGAAGGCACACAAGCUUUGGGUAGAUUUAGAACAACAUCUUGCGCAACAAUAUGCCCCCAAAAUAUAUGAAAUCAAGCAAGGCAUUGCAGCACUAAUGCAAGGACAGGACACUGAACGAGAUUGGGUAAUGAAAUUUCUCAUGGGACUUAAUGAUUCCUACAAAGGUCUCAAGGCUCAGAUUCUACUUAUAAAGCCAUUCCCAAAAUUAAAUGAAGUAUAUUCACUAAUACAGCUAGAAGAAAAGAGAAGGAAAAUCUCCAGUGAUACUCAUGUUUAUGAAAGAAUGGCAUUAGUGUCAAGGACAGUUAUGAGAGAAGCAGUGAAAAGAAAUACAGGGCCACUGAAGAACAAUUGCUUCAAAAUUCAUGGAUACCCACUAAGCCAUAAGUUUUAUAGCAAAUCUCAAGUGAAUUUCACAUGCACAAAUCAGAAUACGUCUUCUAUGGGAUCUGUACAGGAGCAAACUGGUGACAAAAGUCAAGUAACUUUGACUCAGGAGGAAUACACUCAGUUGAUGGCUCUAAUUAAGCCAUCAAUCAAUCAGCCUCAUUCAUCAUCUGCCAAUCAUGUUCAGGGUUUGAAUUCUCUUUCUCCAAAACAUACAAAUUUAUCCAAAAUCUCUUGCACUUAUACGUGUUCAUCUACUCACAUUAGUGAAUCUAGCACCACCAUACCUUGGGUCGUGGACACGGGAGCCACAGACCAUAUGGUCUGCACAAUGCCCUUCCUCACAAUCAUUAAAUCCAAAAUAUCUCCACCUGUCGCAUUACCUAAUGGUGCUAUAGCUUUGGCCACUCACAUAGGAAAUGUUAAAAUCACAGAAAACUUGUUCCUUCGUGAUGUGCUAUGUGUUCCAUCUUUCUCUUUUAACCUCAUAUCUGCAAGUAAACUUGCUCAAGGAUCUAAUUGCUGCCUUAUCGUGUCUUCAAACUUGUGUUACGUGCAAGACCUUACAACUUGGAAGACGAUUAGUUUGGGUAAAGUGAGUAAAGGGCUAUAUCACUUGGUGCCAAGAGAAGUCUCCCCUACUAUCCUUGAUCAAAACAUGCCUAGAUUAGUCAAUAAAGCUGCUCUAUCAGUCUCUGCUAAUGAUAGCCAAGAAAAUUUCGAUUUAUGGCAUUUCAGGUUGGGCCAUCUUUCAGAUUCUAGGAUGGACUUGACUGAUUUGCGUCCUAAAACAAAACACACCUAA
Molecule: messenger RNA, 1230 nt
Organism: Olea europaea var. sylvestris
Lineage: Eukaryota; Viridiplantae; Streptophyta; Magnoliopsida; Lamiales; Oleaceae
Exons: 3
Coding region: 1-1230 (409 amino acids)
Source: RefSeq, a predicted model, not a curated record